Melampsora larici-populina 98AG31 is the source of this 1002-nucleotide messenger RNA. RefSeq lists its product as uncharacterized. The record is from RefSeq and is a predicted model, not a curated record. Lineage: Eukaryota; Fungi; Basidiomycota; Pucciniomycetes; Pucciniales; Melampsoraceae. The transcript is spliced from 4 exons. Bases 1 to 1002 code for a protein of 333 amino acids.
AUGUCUUUGAAUCAAGAACAAGGUUGGAUGAAUUCACUCUUUGAGGACCCUCCACUUAUUCACGAUGGACCAGAUGCCCCAGCUCGCCAAGCUGGAGGGAAUUUGCUUCCCAAACCCGGUUCUCCAGCACGAGUGCAAUUUGAUAAAACCCAUGAGGUCAAAAUCAAUGUUGAGUUCAAGAUUGCUUUUGAGGACGAGCCGGACGAGCCACAAGUCCGCAUUGGAGGAUCCACAAAGUCUAAACCAAAGAAGACCUUUACAGUCAUCAAUUCUAACAACCUUCCGACCGGAAAAGGCAAAUUUGUACGUGCCUGUCUUAUAGGUAAGAGUCUGAAUGAAUUCAAGGUUUUGUGUGGCAACGUGAUUGGGGAAAUGCGAGAGGGGAUGAACGAGGUCAUUCUGACUGGGGAGAUGGCCAAGGAGUUGAUAUGGAAAGUCAAGGUUGGAAAGACCCCAUUCACCCUCAGUUCGUACACAGAGUGGCAGGAACUUGUGGACACAAUCGAUAGGUCCAAAACCAAAAUUGGAGACCUUACCAUCAGUACCCCUAGUGAUGCUCAAAAGAAGCGUGAAUUGGCCGCGAUCGAUGGAACUGCGACUUUGGAUAUGCCUCCUAAUUCUCAAGCUUACCGCGAGAUAAUGAAGAAAUCCAAAUGUCGUGGUGACAAAUCGACUUCCAAAGAUGCGGACACUUCCAAUCUGAAACGCAGGAUUAGUGGUCCUUCUUUGGCCAACAAAAAAUCAAAGGCAAUCCAUUCUGGCAGACCGAGUCUUCCAGACAAUUCAGGUGUUGCACAAUCCACUUCCACCUCCAACCAAGCGGGUGCAGGACAACACGCUCACAUCGAUCCAUCCCUUCAAGAUCCGAAGAUCAUUGAUAUGACCCGCUCAGGUUCUGAAGGAGAUUUCAAAGAGGAUUUUGAAGAAGAGUUGGAAGAUGGUUUGGAAGAUGAUUUUGUAGACAGAACGUUGACCUCAGACAACAUCGAAAUCAUGUCUUGA